Messenger RNA from Folsomia candida, 3036 nucleotides. Its product is annotated as putative zinc finger protein 66. The transcript is spliced from 7 exons. The record is from RefSeq and is a predicted model, not a curated record. NCBI's taxonomy places the organism in Eukaryota, Metazoa, Arthropoda, Collembola, Entomobryomorpha, Isotomidae. Gene Ontology annotation, molecular function: RNA polymerase II cis-regulatory region sequence-specific DNA binding; DNA-binding transcription factor activity. The coding region runs from base 200 to 2680 and encodes 826 amino acids. Gene Ontology annotation, biological process: regulation of transcription by RNA polymerase II.
AAUGUUCCAAUUUUCACUUCCGCAAGUUGUGCAGCACAAUUGCACAAACACAUUCAUCAUUUAACAUUUAAUUAAUUUAGAACUUUAAUUCCAUUAACUUUACUUGCAAACUUCAAUUCCACGCAAUUCUCAGUUAUUGUAAGCCAUAGUAAACUUAGAGGUCCUUAUGUCCCCACGAAAUUAACAGGGCGAUCAUAUCAUGCCUGAUUCAAUUUGCUUGCUGUGUCUAAAGCUCGUCGACGACAAUUCUCACUCGUCGCGAACCAAAUUGACUAAUUUGAAAAAUAAAAAUAAGCCGAGAAAGAUACGAAUUUUGGACUUGUACGAAUUGUUUCGUCCGUAUUUGUCCCAGCAGAAUGCUAACAAUAAGAAGUAUGAAGAACACGAGAUCUGCUCUCUUUGUUCAGGAUGUUCUUUGUGGACUCAAGAGGCGGAGGAAAUUCGAGACCAGAUUUCUAACUUGGAGGCUCGCCUUCGUGAUAAAGUGGAUUCGAUUAAGACCACAAUUUUGGACUCUGACGUAAAAACUGGUGGAAUUAUAGAGGACGGAGAAUUUGACAGAAUUUUAUCGAUUAGAAAUUCCUUCUUGGACGGGAAGCAAUCCAACAAUGUUCCGGUGGAGAAUUUUCUAGUUAAGGAGGAACGCGAAGAGAGUGACAAUGACUUCUUGGAUGAUGGCAGCCCGUUUUCUCCCCCAGCGGAUCACCAACAUAAAGUAGAACAAGCGAACUCUUCUGAUCCAGAGUCCAGUUUUUGUAUUAUGCCAGAUCUUAUUCUCACAAGGGUUCGUGUCCCAAAAAGAGAAUCUCCUCCUGCUUCUCCACCUUCGUCGCCAGACAGCUCGUCAAGAUAUAGAACUUCCGUUCUCAGGAAAACUAGUACAAGAUUAGAAUACAAACCACCACCUCGUCGUCGCUCGGCGCGAUCCACAAAAUCUACGCAAAAUCUGAAGGACUUUUUCGAAGAUAAGGAAGACUCUGAUGACGACGAGGACCUUAAAUAUACAGUACGAGCCCCUGCACGACCCCCAAUACGAGGCAAGAAACGAAAACCACUCGUCAAUAAUAAAGAUACCGCCAACAAAGAAGAACUUGACACAAAUAAAGACGACGACUCUGAUCCAGAUUGUGCAAAUACACGAAGCGGUCGUCGUCUAAAGCGGUCUGCAAAGUCUAAAAUGUCGAAAGACGUGAAGGAAUUCUUCGAGACGAAGGAAUCCUCGGAUGACGACGAACCCGACGAUGUUGAUAAAGAUUUUCGCAACUUUGCCUCCAAGAAUACGAGAAAUAUUCGCACCCCGUGGAAAUGCACAAUAUGUAACUUCUUUUGGUCCUCGGAGGAGACCCUCAACAACCAUUUGUCGCGUAAGAAACCGUGUCCUCUCUGUCCCUUUUUCUACUGCUCCACCGCUGUUCAAAACGCCCAUGCGAAAGAAGCCCAUGAUACGUCGAGGCCAUAUAAUUGUCCGUAUUGUGAAAAGGCAUGCUUUCGAAGACAAAACGCCCUCGAUUCACACUUGUACAUGAAACACGAAACUGGUGAGAAGAUCUACCAGUGUCCCCAGUGCGAGAAAAAGUUCAGCCUAGAGUACAACUACCAGCGGCACGUCAAACUUCACAAGGUCGAGGAGACAAGACCAUUUCUUUGUGAGGUGUGCGAUUCUCGAUUCUCCACCCUCGAGAUUUUCGACAAACAUAAAAAAACUCAUGUAGAUUCGCACCACUGUGAUGUGUGUGACUACAAGUGCAUUUCGCGAGCAGGAUUAAUUAGACACAAACGCCUCCACACCGGUGAGCGACCAUACAAAUGCCCCCACUGUCGGGAAGCCUUCAUCGAUGCGGCCACCAGACAAGGACACAUUUUCCGCGUGCAUGAGACCCGACCGUUACUUCAAUGUCAUAUCUGCCCAAAACUUGUCGCUACACCGGCCUCGCUUAAGGCACAUUUAGAUCGACACGCAGGCAAAGUACAUGUUAAAAAGGACGUUCCUUGUACAUCAUGUGACGCCAAGUUCAAAACAAUCUACACCAUGAAGGCCCACCGGGUCAAGGAGCAUGGAGACGUACCCUUAAUUUGUGACGAGUGUGGGGGCACCUACCCUUCCAUGCACGCGUUGAAAAAUCAUCAACGCUCCCACGGAGAAAAACUGUUCAAAUGUGAUAUUUGCGAUACAGCGUUCAUCUCAAAGUCUGCUCUCGCUAGUCACGCCUUCACCCACACGGACCUACGCAAAUAUGCUUGCCCCACCUGUGGAAACAGGUACCGAAAAAGAGGUACUCUCUCUAUCCACAUGAUCAGGAUUCAUAACACGGACUACGAGAAGGAGACCCCGAACAAAUGUGGAACCUGUGGGAAGUGCUUCCCCACCAAGGCUUUGUUGCGUUGGCACAUCCGUCAACUUCAUACUGGAGACGGACCCAAGUACACGUGCACACAUUGUGGAGCUGGGUAUGCAGACAGCACGAUGCUUACGUGGCAUAUAAGAGGUCACCACCGCAUUAUGGUGGGUGGUUUGAGGAAGCACAGCAAGACGUGGAAGGUCAGCAAACCUAAAAAGAAGACGGAUUUAGGACCAUCAUCUGCUAGUGUGGGUGGAGGUGGGACUGAUAAUAAUUUAAUGGGAUCCGUGAUAGUGGACGGAUUGGCAGUCUGGGGAGUCGAUAUCAAUAUGUUUGGUUAGUAUUUUCUUUAAUUGUAAGUACUGCCUCGGUGAAAUCAAUUUACUUUGUAAGUAAAAGUGAGGAGAAAUUUUUAUAGAUGAGAUUAUUCGAACUUUAAUCUAUCUGUUUGGUGUAAAAUGGUAAAGUAGUUGUAUUUAAAAGUUUUAAAUUAAAAUAGAGCAAAAUAAUUUACCUACAUAUUUCUUAAUGUCCCUAACAUUGUUGACAUGGAUGUAUCGUUGUUACUAUAAGUUUAACGUUAAUAGUCUGGAUGAUCCUCUACCUUGUAAUUAGAAUGACUUUGUUUUACGCUAUGCUUUUGUUAUCCGGCGUUUAAAAUUCCAUAUUAAAUAAGUUUACGUCCAAAAACAUUAAU